This is a messenger RNA of Rangifer tarandus platyrhynchus (Svalbard reindeer), 1125 nucleotides long. The record is from the annotation of a GenBank genome assembly. Lineage: Eukaryota; Metazoa; Chordata; Mammalia; Artiodactyla; Cervidae.
AUGGCGGAGACGGAAGCGACCCUGCUGCGCCAGUUUCCGCUCUUUCUGCCCCAGAACCGGGAGAAAACCGUGUAUGAAGGCUUCAUUUCGGCUCAGGGAAGAGAUUUCCACCUUAGACUAUUGCUGCCCAAAGACUUGCAGCUGAGGAAUGCAAGAUUACUGUGUAGUUGGCAGCUGAAAACAGUACUUAAUGGAUAUCAUCACAUAGUACAACAGAGAAUGCAGCAAUCUCCUGAUCUAGUGAGUUUUAUGAUGGAGUUGAAGAUGGUUUUGGAAGUUGCUUUAAAGAAUAAAAAAGAACCACAUGAACUAUCUCCUCCUCCCAAGUUCUACUCAAGCCUUAUUGGAGAGAUAAGAACUCUUGGUUGGGAUAAGCUUGUGUCUGUGGAUCCUUGCUUUAGUACCAUCAAGUUAAAAGCAGAUGUUUCUGGUAGAGAGCAUCUAAUCACCGUCAAGUUGAAGGCGAAGUACCCUGCAGAAUCACCAGAUUGUGUUGUGGAUUUUCCUGUUCCAUUUUCUGUUUCCUGGACACCACAGAGCUCCUUAAUAAGCAUUUAUACUCAGUUUUUGGCAGCAGUGGAAUCACUGAAGACAUUCUGGGAUGUAAUGGAUGAAAUUGAUGAGAAGACUUGGGUACUUGAGCCAGAAAAACCUACACGGAGUGCUACAGCACGCAGAAUUGUAUUAGGGAAUAACGUUUCAAUAAAUAUAGAGGUAGACCCCAGGCAUCCCACUAUGCUUCCCGAGUGCUGUUUUCUUGGAGCUGACCAUGUGGUAAAACCCCUGGGAAUUAGGCUGAGCAGAAACAUACACUUGUGGGAUCCAGAAAACAGUCUGUUACAAAAUUUGAAAGAUGUUUUAGAAAUUGACUUUCCAGCUCGUGCUAUCCUGGAAAAAUCUGAUUUUUCUAUGGAUUGUGGGAUUUGUUAUGCCUAUCAACUUGAUGGUGCCAUUCCUGAUCAAGUGUGUGAUAAUUCACAGUGUGGCCAGUCUUUCCAUUAUAUAUGCUUAUAUGAGUGGUUGAGAGGACUACUGACUAGCAGACAGAGUUUUAACAUCAUAUUUGGUGAAUGUCCGUAUUGUAGUAAGCCAAUUACCUUGAAAAUGUCUGGGAGAAAAGCCUGA